Messenger RNA from Prunus armeniaca (apricot), 495 nucleotides. The record is from the annotation of a GenBank genome assembly. NCBI's taxonomy places the organism in Eukaryota, Viridiplantae, Streptophyta, Magnoliopsida, Rosales, Rosaceae.
AUGGCUAAUCAGAUGGGCUUACAUGUUGGUUGCUUGCUUCUUGUUGUUGCGGUGGCCCUGUUGAAGGGUGCCGCAGCUGAUAAUUACACUGUUGGAGACGAUUUAGGCUGGACCAUUCCUCCAGCGGGCUCUAUAGCCUAUAAAACCUGGGCUAACAAAAAGAGCUUUCAGAUUGGUGACACAAUAGUAUUUAACUGGACUGGGUCACACACAGUAGCUGAAGUAUCAGAGGCUAAUUACGAGAACUGCACAAAGUCGAAUCCUUUGGCUUUGCAUGAUUCAAGCCCUGUACCAAUUACACUGACGUCCAACUUGACCCGAUACUUCAUAUGCACGGUAGACAGUCACUGCAGUGAUUUUGGACAGAAGGUGACUAUCAAAAUUGGAGGAGAUGAUGAUCGCUGGUGGGAAGGGAACAGCGCUUCUUCUCCCACCCUUAAUAUCGCUGCCUUGUUGUUCUGCAGUGCCAUAGCAGCCUUCUUCUUGAGCUACUAA